Molecule: messenger RNA, 1658 nt
Organism: Arabidopsis lyrata subsp. lyrata
Lineage: Eukaryota; Viridiplantae; Streptophyta; Magnoliopsida; Brassicales; Brassicaceae
Product: transcription repressor MYB4
Exons: 4
Coding region: 452-1471 (339 amino acids)
Source: RefSeq, a predicted model, not a curated record
CAUAUUUUUUGUUGCUUUGAUAACUAGUUACAUAUUGAUAAUAAAUUAGUUUUCUUAAAUUUUGUACAAUUUUUAAAGGGAAAAAAUAUAAAGGCUUUACUACAAACUGCGUUUUGUCAACAUAUGGAUUAGUUGCAGCAACUUUUGUGUACCUACAUUGCUUCACAAACUCGAUCAUCUUCUUCUCUUCCUUUCUUUUCCUUCUUCUCACAAAAAUUAUGAUAAGUUUCCACAAGGGCAUUUUCGUCAUUCUUAGGUCAUCAAAGUCAAAAGCUAAACUAAGAUCUUCUCCGUCCGACAAGAUACAAGACACGAAACACAAAAGCCCUAUUUAAUGCAAAGAUAACACACACACUUAGCCUCAUUCACUAAGAUCCUUAAUUAAUCUGAUUGCCUUCAUCAGAGUCUUUCUCCCUUGAGAGUUCUAGGAGAUCUUCAACAGCUAGUAAUAAUGGGGCGUUCACCAUGUUGCGAUGAGAAUGGUCUAAAGAAAGGGCCAUGGACACAAGAGGAGGAUGAGAAACUGAUUGAUCACAUUCAAACACAUGGCCAUGGCAGCUGGAGAGCUCUUCCGAAGCAAGCCGGUUUAAACCGAUGCGGAAAGAGUUGUAGAUUGAGAUGGACUAACUACUUGAGACCUGACAUCAAGAGAGGAAAUUUCACUGAGGAGGAAGAACAAACAAUUAUCAACCUCCAUUCCCUUCUUGGAAACAAGUGGUCGUCGAUAGCCGGUAAUCUUCCUGGAAGAACGGACAAUGAAAUAAAAAACUAUUGGAACACACAUUUGAGAAAGAAACUUCUCCAAAUGGGGAUUGAUCCGGUGACCCAUAGGCCAAGAACCGACCAUCUAAACGUUUUAGCUGCUCUCCCGCAGCUUAUAGCCGCCGCAAAUUUCAACAGCCUCUUGAAUCUCAAUCAAAACGUGCAAGUGGAUGCAACAACUCUUGCUAAAGCUCAACUUUUACACACUAUGAUUCAAGUCCUUGGCACCAAUAACAACACCAAUCCUUCUUUUUCUUCAUCAACUAUGCAAAACAGUAGCAAUCUCUUUGGCCAAUCUUCUUACUUAGAGAACCAAAAUCAUUUUGGUCAGUCUCAAAACUUCUCCCACAUUCUUGAGAACAAUCAUGAUGAGCAUUUGAUGGUAAAAAGCCAAAUUAUGGAUCACCCUUUGGAAUCUUUUUCUUCCCUGCUGAUACAACCCGAUUUUCAAGAUGACCAUAAUUCACUCCCUCUAUUGGUUCCUGCUUCUCCUGAAGAAUCUAAACAAACUCAAACGAUGAUCAAGAACAAAGAGUACAUUGCGGAUUACCAUCAUCAUGAUACUGCAAAUCCUUCAUCAUCAAAUUCGACGUUCACACAGGAUCAUCUUCAGCCAUGGUUUGACACUAUUGAUGAUGGAGCAAGUGCUUCUUAUUGGAAAGAUAUAAUAGAGCAAACGUGUUCGGAACCAUGGCCAUUUCCUGAAUAGACAAGAUUAAAGAGAGAAUACUUUUAUAAUUAUUUGUUGUCGAUAGAGUUAAAAGCAUAUUUAUUCUUCACUAAUCCUUACAGUUUUUGUUUUAAGACCAUGUGUGGUAGACAUUGUUCUUGUACAAACUUAAUUUACCUUACUGUAUUAAAUACAAAUACUGUAUUCGUGUUUGUAAUUACUUUCA